Molecule: messenger RNA, 1058 nt
Organism: Lasiosphaeria miniovina
Lineage: Eukaryota; Fungi; Ascomycota; Sordariomycetes; Sordariales; Lasiosphaeriaceae
Exons: 1
Coding region: 100-789 (229 amino acids)
Source: RefSeq, a predicted model, not a curated record
CAGCUACUACGUCCCCGGUAGACCCAAUUUAUAUUAUUCUCCUGUUCAUCUGGCUAUCAUUCUCCUGUACCUUCAUUACCUACCUUGCCAGCAGACAACAUGCCCUGUGGUUCCACGACCAAGACACCCUAUGUAAUCGGCAUGACACUGGGCGGGCGCGGGAUCAAGGUUUCACGCAAAGGAAUAGUUCACUCGGUUGGCUCGGGAACUCUGACGGACCCGCAAGUUGCGUUUCUCUACCAGAUUCCGUCAGGACAGAGCAUGCUCAACUCACAAAUGGCCGUUGCAAAGCAACUUGCUAUUGCCCAUUGCCAAAGGUGCGUCCUGAUCCGCGGACCACCCCAUCCCACAAAACUUGUUCACGAUGCCGAGGGCAGACGCAUCGCCAAGGGCAGACGCAUCGCCACGUCGUGGAAUGAUGACACAUCCGAAUUCGAAACGGACGAGGAUGACCUCCACGUCACCCUCUGGAUGGGAGUCUCAGUUAAGAGGAUCCACCUCGCCGCACACAUGUACGUGCAAGAGACGCGCGAUGCCAACGGCAACGAGAUCGUGAAGCUCAUGGACGACCCCCAAACCCAGCGGAAGCAUGCGCCCGAGGGGUGUGCCCGUGUCGGCCCUGUGGAUUUCUGGCUGACCAAGAACACAUUUCCCGAGACGGGGAAAUGCUGGCAGCAAAACCAAGUAAGAAACCCAUCUGUCCCUGGAUUUGACCGUGAAAAUUCUUCCCUUGGAGCCCCUCUCAAAGACCCUCGUCAGGCCAGAGGCUCACGCCCACCAUCUUCUUAACCUUUAGUGGACGAGGACGACAUAAAGGGAGUAUAGUCGGCCAGAAAGGUCUCGAAGGUCCACGGCUCGUCAACCUCCUUGACUGUCUGGACUGGUUGCAGCUUCGACGCAGAAGCUGGGGCUCGUUCAGAGGCUGGAGAAAGGCAAGUAGGCAAUUUCAAUCAAGUCUUGGUCAGCUCUCACCGCUUCUCCACAAACAAGGGGCGCCAGCGUCAACAGCCAAACAAGCUCUGCAGGUUGCCCCGCAACAAGUCAACAAAGCCAAAAAG